AUGCAAGAAACAAAAACCAUAGUUAUCCUUGGAGGAUCCUUUUCCGGUGUGAGUAUUGCUCAUCGAAUCUUGAAACAAUCAGCAAAGACAGGGUCGUCCGUCAAGAUCGUCCUCGUGUCUCCCAAUACCCAUGUCUAUUGGAGUGUCGCUACGCCUAGGGCUUUAAUCCCCGGACAAUUCGCCAACGACAAGCUUUUCCAGUCCAUUACUGAGGGCUUCAAGCAGUAUUCCUCCAAACACUUCGAAUUCGUCCGCGGCACUGCCCAAAGCCUCGACCCUGCCGCUCGGAAAGUGGGAGUUUCUACCAGCUCCGGGGCGCAGAAAACCGUUGAGUACGACUUCCUCAUCCUCGCCACUGGGUCUAGGAACAAGGACAAUGAUGGCGGAGCUAUAGUGCCAUUUAAGGGACUAGAAUCAACCGAGGCAACAAAAGCUGCUCUGCAAAACAUCCAAGCAGUGGUAGACAAAUCGAAGACGAUAGUGAUCUCCGGUGCCGGUCCGACUGGGGUCGAAACUGCUGGAGAAUUGGCAUACGAGUAUGGAGCAAAAAAGAAGAUUAUUCUACUCACCAGUGGUCGGACAGUUCUUACUACAACAACCCCUAGUGUUUCGAAGACAGCAUUAGGCAUGCUCAAGGAUUUGAAGGUCGAGGUCAAGCUAGAAACAAGGGUUACUACGUCAACACGGACGACAAGAAAUGGCUCGGAUCAAGUUGAACUCAGUCUGUCGGACGGAAGCAAAUUGACCGCUGACCUCUACAUUCCUACAUACGGCCUAGUUCCGAACUCGUCGUACAUUCCUGGCAAAUACCUUAACGCAGACGGGCUCGUCAAGGUGGAUGAAUACUUUCAAGUUAAGGGGCUCGAGAACCAGCAUGUGUGGGCCAUUGGUGAUAUCUCCGACCUUGAAUCACCGCAGGUUCUGCCCGCUGAUAGACAAUCAAUUCAUCUGGCCAAGAACAUCGCCUUGAUCUUGAGUAAUAAGCCUCCAGUACCAUACAAGGAGGGCUCGCGUGCUUUGGGUCUUCAAAUCGGCAAAAAGACUGGCACUGGGCAUUUUGGGAGUUUCAGAAUUCCGGGCUUUAUCGUCACUUAUCUCAGAAAGAACUUGUUCGUUGAGCAAUUAGGGUCCAUGGUCAAUGGGUCUGCGUAUUGA
Talaromyces atroroseus is the source of this 1155-nucleotide messenger RNA. RefSeq lists its product as hypothetical. Gene Ontology annotation, cellular component: cytoplasm. Gene Ontology annotation, molecular function: flavin adenine dinucleotide binding; electron-transferring-flavoprotein dehydrogenase activity. The coding region runs from base 1 to 1155 and encodes 384 amino acids. The record is from RefSeq and is a predicted model, not a curated record. The transcript is spliced from 3 exons. NCBI's taxonomy places the organism in Eukaryota, Fungi, Ascomycota, Eurotiomycetes, Eurotiales, Trichocomaceae.